Messenger RNA from Lachancea mirantina, 2079 nucleotides. Lineage: Eukaryota; Fungi; Ascomycota; Saccharomycetes; Saccharomycetales; Saccharomycetaceae. The record is from the annotation of a GenBank genome assembly.
AUGUCAGAUACUAAAGUAUCAUCGCCUGCCAUAAACUCGUCUAGUAACGUUGGUCACCGGAAAUUUUUAGACGAGGCGAAUAAGACUGAUGAAGCGCUCCGAACGUUCACUGAAUUGAAAAAAUGUGCAUAUGCUUACAAGGAUCUUGGGAACGCUAAUAGCAAUGAUUUCAUGGAGUGUGACUGUUACGAGGAGUUUGAAAAUGGUAUAAACUAUGCCUGCGGGGAAAGCAGCGAUUGUAUUAAUCGACUCACACUUAUAGAGUGUGUUAAUGGAGAGUGUGGAUCAUGCGGAGACAAUUGUCAGAAUCAAAGGUUUCAAAAAUGCCAAUACGCGGAUAUUGCAGUGUUUAAAACUCAGAAAAAGGGCUAUGGUGUACGCUGUGAGGAAGACAUCGAAGCGCAUCAAUUUAUUUACGAAUAUAUUGGUGAAGUUAUCACUGAAGACAGGUUUAGAGAGAGGAUGAUUCAAUAUGACCAAGAGGGACUGAAACAUUUCUAUUUUAUGAUGCUCCAAAGCGGAGAGUUCAUUGACGCUACUAAAAAGGGAUCGCUAGCGAGAUUUUGCAACCAUUCUUGUAAUCCCAACGCGUAUGUUAGCAAAUGGUCUGUGGACGGGAAAUUACGAAUGGGCAUUUUUGCCAAUAGAAAUAUAACUAAAGGUGAGGAAAUUACCUUUGACUACAACGUGGACCGUUAUGGCGCUACAGCCCAGCCUUGUUAUUGUGAGGAGCCUAACUGUAUAGGAUUUUUGGGCGGCAAGACUCAAACGGAUGCAGCGUCCUUGUUGCCACAAAAUUACGCAGACGCUCUAGGCGUGAAUCCCUCAACUGAGAAGAAAUGGAUUAAGGCCAAGAAGGCUGCCGGCGAGAAGAUUCUGAAGAGCGAGAAGGAUAAUAUUAAUGUUGAGUUCGUUAAGCACUUGGAAUUACAGCCCUGUGAGAGCUUUGAGGAUGUUUCUAAGGUGAUGGGUGUUCUCUUGCAAUUAGAUGAUGAGUUAAUUGCGAGAAGACUGACUGAGAGGUUAUUUCUGACAAAGGACCAAGCAUUGCACUUUCAAAUUAUUAAACUGCACGGUUAUAGGUGUUUUGCGAAGCUUUUAACGACAUUUCGAGACGACAUAGAUUUUUGCACUGAGCUUCUUGAAUACCUGGAAGGUCUUCCCAAGACGACAAAAAAUGGCAUUGUUUCUUCUCGUUUGGGCAAUGUCAUCGAGGACUUGUCACCUGUCCCUGAGUUCUCAAAUAUAUGUCAGAACUUGUUGGCGAAAUGGGCAACUUUCGAAACCUACAAGCGCAUCACGAAAAAGGACAUCUCAGAUUCUGGCGACCGAAAAUUGGAUUUGAGGAGGAUACGACUGCCGCCAGGGUGGGAAAUUAUUCACGAGAAUGGACGUCCUGUGUACUUCAACGCGGAACAGCAAACCAAACUAAAUGAACCUCCUACCGGAGAAGUGAAAGCAUUACAAAAUGGGACCUCGAAUAGAUCUCGAGAGUCAAGCUCUUUUGGUGAAAACCUGGGAGGCGGGACUUUUGCCAAAAAGAGGCCAGCCUUGGAUCAGGAAACGUAUGAAAAGAAGAAGAAACAAAGACUCGAUAUGCAGAUCAAGGAAUUAGAGAAAGUAAAAGAAGAGGAACUCCGACAAUUGAAGGCUAAACUAGAAUUGGAGAACGAAAAGAAGUCUGAGUUGGAGCGCAUCAUUGCAGAAGCCAACCAACAAAAAGAGCAAGAACGAGAGGAGAACCAAAAACGCUUGAUGGAGCAGGAGGAAAAACGUCUCAAAAGGCUACAACAAACGAAGGGGGAUCAUCUAACGCAUCGCUGGAACAAAUUUUUCGCUGGAUUUGUGCCAAAUAUGAUAAAGCACUAUGAAAAAGAUCUUAGCCGCGAGCACAUCAAAGAGUGUGCUCGAGAUAUUGCGAGAAUUUUGUCAGGUAAGGAAUUAAAGAAAAACGGCCAGAAGGGUCCGCCUAAUGAAUUGAGCAAAGAAAAGAGGAAAAAAGUGAAAGAGUUUACUCAAGUUUAUAUGGACAAAUUUUGUCAAAGAAGAUCUGAAAAGACCAAGAAACGGAGCGCUUAA